This is a messenger RNA of Nicotiana tabacum (common tobacco), 674 nucleotides long. Lineage: Eukaryota; Viridiplantae; Streptophyta; Magnoliopsida; Solanales; Solanaceae. The record is from RefSeq and is a predicted model, not a curated record.
CCAACUUCCUCUUCUUUCAAUAUCUUCACACAUUACCAUUGCUCAAUAAAAAUCAAGAAUAGCGAAAUUAGGUUCGUAUUCUGCUUUCAAAGUCAGUCACCAACUUUUUCACUCCACCAUUGAGUAAUAAAAAAAUAAGAAUAAUAAAAAUAGGUCCGUGUUCUGCUUUCAAAGUCAGUCGUCAAUUUUUUCACAAUAGAUCAACAAAUAUGGUUAACUUCAAUGAUCAAGAUUUCUUUUCUAGUAAAUGUGUAUGGGUAAAUGGUCCUGUUAUUGUAGGUGCAGGUCCAUCAGGACUAGCUGUGGGUGCAUGUUUAAAAGAAGAAGGAAUUCCUUGUGUAAUCUUGGAAAAAUCUGAUUGUAUUGCAUCAUUAUGGCAGAAAAAAACUUAUGAUAGAUUAAAACUACACCUCCCUAAACAAUUUUGUCAAUUACCCAAAUUCCCAUUUCCACAACACUACCCUGAAUACCCCACAAAGAAACAAUUCAUUGAAUAUCUUGAAUCAUAUGCUAGAAAAUUCAACAUCAAUCCAAGAUUCAAUGAGUGUGUUAAAUUUGCAAAAUAUGAUCAAUCUUGCAAAUUGUGGAAGGUGAAAACUAUUUCUCCAAAUGGUUUAGAAGUUGAAUAUAUUUGCCAGUGGCUUGUUGUGGCUACAGGAGAAAAUGCUGAGAAA